GGCGUAAUCUCAUAAAAAUCCAAGUUUUUUUAGUAUAAAAGUCUCGCCUUUCUUCGCAUUUAUUUUUUCUCUGGGGUAGGCCCCCCUUGUUUCUCCGCGUCUUCUUUUCCCUACUUCUCCCCUUUCCACCAUCUUAAUCCCCAGUAAUUCCUCCGGCGCCGGCGAUGGGCUGCGCCUCGUCGAAGAAAGCGGUGUCGGUAACGCCGGCGCUGGAUUCAUCUGGCAUUCUUAGGGUUCAACGAGGAUCUGUUGUGGUGUUGGAGAACUCUUUGCGGCAGGAAGAAAGGAAGGUUGAGGAGCCUUCGGAAUCAGAGAAGGCGAGUUUGAAGCGCAUCGGCUCUGUGAGUCUUCGAUUGGGUAAUCUUCACAAGUACAUUGAAGGGGAGUUAGUGGCCGCGGGAUGGCCGGCGUGGCUCACGGCCGUGGCCGGCGAAGCGAUUAGUGGAUGGGUUCCUCUCAAAGCUGACAACUUUGAGAAAUUGGAUAAGAUAGGGCAAGGCACCUAUAGCACUGUAUUCAGAGCACGGGAUCUCGAAACAGGAAAAAUUGUUGCCCUAAAGAAGGUGCGGUUUGACAAUUUUGAGCCUGAGAGUGUUAGAUUUAUGGCACGAGAAAUACAAAUACUUCGUCGACUUGACCAUCCAAAUGUUAUGAAGUUGGAGGGGUUGGUUACUUCUCGGAUAUCAUGUAGCAUAUAUUUAGUCUUUGGAUACAUGGAACAUGAUCUUGCUGGACUUUCAUCAUCACCCGACAUAAAAUUCACUGAAGCACAGGUGAAGUGUUUAAUGGAGCAAUUGUUAUCUGGUCUUGAACAUUGUCAUUCACGAGGAAUCAUUCAUCGUGAUAUUAAGGGCGCCAAUCUUCUACUUAAUGAUGAAGGGGUGUUAAAAAUUGCUGAUUUUGGUCUGGCAAACUUCCUUCAACCUGAAAAUAAGCAGCCACUAACAAGCCGUGUGGUUACAUUGUGGUACCGUCCGCCCGAGCUUCUCUUAGGCUCUUAUGAUUAUGGAGUAUCCGUAGACUUAUGGAGUGUUGGUUGCGUAUUUGCAGAAUUGUUUCUCAAGAAGGCCAUACUGCAAGGAAGGACCGAGGUUGAACAACUGCAUAAAAUAUUUAAGCUAUGUGGUUCCCCAUCUGAUGAAUAUUGGAAUAAAUCCAAAUUGCCGCACUCAACAAUUUUCAAACCUCAUCAUCCUUAUGAGAGUCACCUUCAAGAGACUUUUAAAAUCUUGCCACAAUGUGCCUACAAUUUGUUAGAAGUAUUUCUAUCUGUUGAACCUCAAAAGCGGGGAACUGCGGCAUCAGCUCUAGCAUCUGAGUACUUCAGAACAAAGCCUGUGGCAUGUGAACCUUCAAGUUUGCCAAAAUGCCCUCCUACUAAAGAGAUUGAUGCAAAAAUUCGUGAGGGUGCACGCAGGAGAAAUAUUCUAAAAGUCGACGGCAAAGCACGCGCGCCAGAUGUGAGAAGGAGACGUUUAAGGGUGCACCAUGAAAGAGAACAAUCAAGUGGCUUGAAUACAUUUGCAAACCAUCAUGAGGCGGUGCCUCAAAUGACAAAUCACGGAACUGAUAGGAGUGGCGAAAAUAUAGUUUUUCCCAUCGUUAAAGGCGACGACAGACUUCUCGUCGAUCUUCAGCUAAUUCCAGCACUUAAGCACCCUGAUCAAGAUCCAAAUUCAACUCAUAUUUCUCAAAAGGACAUUCCUUUCUCAGUUCCCAUGGAUGUUAAUCCUUCUACGGGAUUCGCAUGGGCAAAGAAGCAGCAGGAAGAUAGUCCAUAUGAUAAAUCGCGCUGUAAAUCGAGCUCAAAAAGCAAUCUUUUUGGUGUGGAGGAGCCUUUAUUUUCUGCUGUUAGAGCUCGAGCUUCUUCUGAUUUAGAGAAUGGAAGAAUUGCAGAAGAGGAAGUUGAUCGUCUCAAGCGCAGCGAGCAUUACAAGAUGGUGAAGAAAGCGAUGCUGAGAAGUUGGGCUCAACUGCAACAUCCAGACUCAUUUGAUUCCUCUUCUGCAUUCCAUUCCCAGGAUUUCCUGAAAGGGGAUGAUGUUCAAUCAAAAAACAGUAUUUUGGUAUAUGAAGAUGGAGGAGAAAGGGUGGAAUUCUCAGGGCCAUUGUUGUCUAAAUCCCAAAAAGUAGAUGAACUGUUACAGAAGCAUGAACGGCAAAUUCGACAGGCCGUUCGACGAUCUUGGUUUCUAGGAGGUAGAAAACAAGUGAAGUGAAUCAAAGGUGUUAUUUUGAUACUCAACAAAGCUCUUUGAGCAGUGGCACUGAUAAGAAUGAGGGUACAUAUAGUUCCAAUUUUGAUAUUGGCCUUUAAAUAUGGUAAAAAUGAAAUAUAAUGGAAUUGCAGCUAUGUUUUAUGUAAUUUUUAUGAUUUUUGGGGAGUUGAGUGUAUGAUUAUCCUCAAAAAAAAAAAAAAAAAUACAGAGGAUUGGGCCUAUAAUUUGUAUAGAUUCUUUUUUGGGGUGGAUAAUGUUUCAGACCUGAAAAACUUAAUUGGCUGAUACCUGAAUGAGAUUGUUAUUCAUACAGCA
Molecule: messenger RNA, 2534 nt
Organism: Phalaenopsis equestris
Lineage: Eukaryota; Viridiplantae; Streptophyta; Magnoliopsida; Asparagales; Orchidaceae
Product: probable serine/threonine-protein kinase At1g54610
Exons: 9
Coding region: 165-2219 (684 amino acids)
Biological process (GO): protein phosphorylation; positive regulation of transcription elongation by RNA polymerase II
Cellular component (GO): nucleus; cyclin-dependent protein kinase holoenzyme complex
Molecular function (GO): RNA polymerase II CTD heptapeptide repeat kinase activity; ATP binding; cyclin-dependent protein serine/threonine kinase activity
Source: RefSeq, a predicted model, not a curated record